Bombus pascuorum is the source of this 1995-nucleotide messenger RNA. RefSeq names its product 43 kDa receptor-associated protein of the synapse homolog. Bases 16 to 1599 code for a protein of 527 amino acids. NCBI's taxonomy places the organism in Eukaryota, Metazoa, Arthropoda, Insecta, Hymenoptera, Apidae. Gene Ontology annotation, biological process: chemical synaptic transmission. Gene Ontology annotation, molecular function: protein-membrane adaptor activity; acetylcholine receptor binding. The record is from RefSeq and is a predicted model, not a curated record. Gene Ontology annotation, cellular component: synapse. The transcript has 10 exons.
GGGCUAAGGGUCGCAAUGCAGUGCGGACCGGCCAGUCAUCAACUCUCCGCAACCGCUCUGCUGGGAAGUCCGGACGGGUCGCGGCAUCCGCUCGACGUCUGCGAAUUCACCGAAGACGACUAUCGUCAUCAGAAUUCGAACGGAAACGGCCAUUACCAGAACGGCAGGUCCGGCUCUGGUCUCUGGGAAUGUCUGAUAGGCUGCAGACGUCGCUUGGACCAGCACAUGGCUCGGAGACGGGUGGAACAAGGCUUGAAGCUGUAUCGCGCUCACAAACAGCAGGCUGCUGUUCGCAAAUGGAGGGGUGCAUUGAAGAACAUCAGGCAACGAGAGGAUAAGUUCGCUCUUCUCGGCUAUCUGUAUCAAGCCUAUAUGGAUUGGGGCAAGUAUAGAGAUAGCAUCGAUUUCGGGCACAAACAGUUGUGCAUUUCCGAGGAGUUGGAUUCGCCGAACAUGCGGGCAGAGGCGUACUUAAAUCUGGCAAGAGCGCACGAAAGAUUGGGCGCGCUCGAUAGGGCCUUGGAUUAUGCCAGACAUAGCUUGUACAAUGAAUGCGACCAGUGCGCGACUGCUGGAUUGGUUCAUCUGACCGUAGGCAGAGUUCACUUGGAAUUAGCAGGAUUUUGCAAAGCUUUGGAAGCUUUUCAGAGAGCUCACAAAAUUGCUCACUCGAUUCAGGACCCGUCGUUGGAAUUACAGGUAUACGUGGGAUUGUCGGAGCUGUUCUGCAGAUUACACGACGCCGACAAGAGCGCCAGGUACGCGGCUAGAGCGUACGAUCUAUCGAGAAGCUUGCAGCUAGGCGACUUAAACUCCCGACAUCAUAGGGCGGCUCUGCUUCAAAUGGCAGCGGCGCUUCGAAAAAAAGGAGAACUCGGCGACGCCCACGAUUACUGUUCGGAGGCAACGCGAUUGUCCCUUGUUUCUGGAGAUCAGGCUAGCUACGCCAGAAGUAUACGAAUAAUGGGAGAUAUUUAUAGAAAGAAAUCCGACAUAAAUAAAGCAUUCCGACAGUACGAGAGCGCGAUGGGUUCCGCGGCAGCGACCGGAGAUCGACUCUGUCAAAUGGAAGCUAUGGACGGUGCCGCGAGGUGUCUCGAGGCUCUUCGACUGCAACACAAAAUAUGCAACUGUCGUCCACUCGAAUUCAACACCAGGCUGCUCGAAGUAGCUGGGUCGGUCGGUGCGAAGUUCCUUGUAAGAACCGUGAGAUCGAGGCUCUCGCGAAUUUACGGUUCUCUCGGAGACGAAGAGCAGAAGGCUCAUCACGAGAGAUUAGCCACGGCGAUGGAAGAAGAUUUAGAAUUGCGAUGCGGUGGCUGCAACGAGCCUUUCGGCCUCGAAGCCGAUUCCUUGGAAGCGCUGCCUUGCUCUCAUAUACUGCAUGCCAGGUGUGCGUACGAUAUCUUGAAGAGACGCGACAAAAAGAAGAAACGUCUGUGCCCCGACUGUCACAAGUCCGUUAGUUCACGAUUGUACCUGCAUUGCGAAGAUCCUCACGGCAUGAAUACUUUGAAUCACAGUUCCUUGAGUCUGGCGUCGUUAAGAGCCAGCAGUCUAGCCACGUUGGACGACUGUCACGUCACUAGCAGCGUUUAAACCUGGCGAUACCUUCAUUGCAUCUACUUACUUAAGUACUUGCGAUUUCGUUCUCGAGCUCGAUAACGCGCGCGCUCUUCGAUAACGUUCGUUGUUCGCCGAUAACGUUUCGCACGAGUGCAAACGCAGGCGCACACGCACGCGCAAAUGCAAGCGCGCCCACUCCUAUAUCCCGAGUCCGAAGGUGCAUAUGAGCAUACACGUUACCCUAUUAUAUUUCAAAUUUUCCGGGUAUACGGAGUAUCGAGCUUGCACAGUCUGCCAAUUAAGCGAUUAGACUUAAUGUUCUUUAACGCGUGGAUCAUCGUUCAACGUUUAAAUUAGGAUGAAGAAAUUUAAAGAAUAUUAGCACGAUUCAAAAAGACUUGAUGGCAAUAAAAAUGCACAUUCAAUUCA